UUGCGUGUGUGUGUGUGCGUGUGGCGUUUUUUUUUGGGUUACACUCCCGUCACAUGUGACGUUGGUUGUGGUGUCACCAUUCGCUUCCGUGAUCAUGGACAUCAACUCCCGUGGUGGGAAACACGCAGCGUGAUCAGGGACAUCAACUCCCGUGGCGGUGGUGGGAAACACUCGGCGUGAGAAAGGAUCAAGGUGACAGCAGCAACAUCGUCUGAUCGGCCAUCAAAUCGUCUGUACACGGAACCUCGUCGGAACGCACCUCUCUUGAGCAAUGGCGAGCGGAGGAGGAGCACCAGCGCCACUGCAGUUCUGCCCGUUCAGCAGUGCCCUCGAUUCGGGCUUUUGGCACACGCUGAGCCAAAAAAAGGUGAACGAGUACAAGCUGGAUGAAGCGGCCAAGGAACUCAAGGGCUUCUUCUACAAUGGAGACCCUCCCGGCCUUCCUGCUCGCAUGAUGCUGGAGUUCAACUCUUUUGACCCGCAAGCCCCCACGCCUGCCCGCAAUUGCCCCAUUGCAGGCUCUCUCCACAACACCAACACGCUGGGGGCCUUUAAGACGUGCGACAAGAAAGCGCUUUUGGAUCAAGCUGCGCAGAAGAUCUGGGAGGCCGUGACGUCUGGAGCAGCACUGCAGGACCCCACCCUCCUCAACCAGUUUGUUCUGCUCACAUUCGCUGACCUGAAGAAAUACCAUUUCUACUACUGGUUCGCGUUCCCGGCUUUGUGCUUUCCUGAUGGCAUCGCUCUGCUGGAGCCUUCGCUCCCCCUUGGCGAGAGAUGCUCUACUGCCCAGGUCCAGGCUCUGCUGACCUCCUAUGAUGGACUUUGCGCCAAAGAAAGUGUGACUGCUCUGCCAUGCUUCCUCGUGGGCUUCUCCGGGGAUGACGUCGGCGUUGCCCCAUUACGCGACUGGGACACCUUCUGGCCACGGCAGGACAAGGCAAUGGUGGCUGUGUACGAUCCGUGCACGCUACAGCAGCACCCGGGGUGGCCACUAAGGAAUCUCCUCAUUCUUCUGGCACACAACUGGGGGCCCUCUCUGGAGUCUCUGGAAGUGCUGUGCUUUAGGGACCGAAUAACCCAAGGUGUCAGAGACAUCACUCACAGCAUCGUCCUCACCAUUAAGAUGACUUCAAUUGCAGAUAUUCCAGGUGGUCCAAAGUGUGUUGGCUGGGAGAAAAACCAGAAGGGAGUUCUUGCCCCAAGGAUGGUGAACUUGAGCGACUCCAUGGACCCAAAGAGGCUGGCAGAGUCGUCGGUUGACCUGAACCUCAAACUGAUGCGGUGGCGGCUGGUGCCCUCAUUGGACCUGGAGGCCGUGUCCACUGCCCGCUGCCUGCUGCUGGGAGCGGGAACCCUGGGCUGCAACGUGGCCAGGACCCUGCUGGGAUGGGGCGUGCGUCACAUCACCUUCGUGGAUAACGCCCGGGUGUCGUACUCCAACCCAGUGCGGCAGACGCUCUACGAGUUUGAGGACUGCCUCGGUGGCGGGAAGCCCAAGGCGCAGGCUGCGGCCGAGCGACUGCGCCGAAUCUUCCCAGGCGUCGUCUCGGAGGGUCUCUCGCUGAGCAUCCCCAUGCCUGGCCACGCGGUGGGCUCGUCGCCGGAGGCUGAGGAGCAGGCGCGCAGGGACACGGCGGUGCUGGAGAGGCUCGUGAGCGAGCACGACAUUGUCUUCCUGCUCAUGGACACACGGGAGAGUCGCUGGCUGCCCACUGUGCUGGCCGCGAGCAAGCACAAGCUGGUGAUCAACGCUGCCCUUGGCUUCGACACGUUCGUGGUGAUGAGGCACGGCCUGAAGGCAGCUAGGGAGGACCCAGGAGACACACUCGGGAGUCUCGGCGCCGCCGCCGCCGCCGCCACCACCUCAUCGCUCUUCUCGGACAUCCCUGGCCACCGGCUCGGCUGCUACUUCUGUAACGACGUGGUGGCGCCUGGAGACUCAACGAGAGACCGCACCCUGGACCAGCAGUGCACGGUGAGCCGGCCGGGCCUGGCCAUGAUGGCUGGAGCUCUCGCUGUGGAGCUCAUGGUGUCCGUGCUGCAGCAUCCAGAGAGGGGCUACGCCUCGGCCAGUGUGGGCGAUGACCGCAUGAACGAGCCCCCGACGCCGCUGGGUUUGAUACCACACCAGAUUCGUGGUUUUCUAUCCAGAUUUGACCACGUGCUCCCUGCCAGCCUGGCCUUUGAUAAAUGCACUGCCUGUUCAGCUACAGUGCUGGAGCACUACGAGCGGGAGGGGUUUGCGUUCCUCCGCCAGGUCUUCGAUUCGUCGCACUCCUUCCUUGAGGACCUCACCGGCCUCACGCAGCUGCACCAGGAGACGCAAGCGGCCGAGAUCUGGGACAUCAGCGACGAUGAGAGCAUCUAGGAGGGCAGCGCUGCAAAGGCUCCGGCUUUACGCCACGAAAACCAUUGGCGCCAACAGCGACCGGAGGUGCCGCACUCUUUACGAGAUGACGGACGGGGAGCGGUUACGGGAACCGGGGGAGCCUCCUCGGCCUCCCCCCAUGGAGGCGGACGACGACGGGGAAGAGGCGGACGAGGACAGGGACGAGGAGGAGGACGAGGACUGGGCGGUCGGGUGCGGAGCGGCGUCGCCCUCCGCCGCUUUGAUGCGCAGCCACGUGUCGCCCAGCGCCUUGGCGAAGUGCUCGUCGACGGAGCCGGUGACCGACACGCAGGACGACGGGCUGACCGCCGCCGGCUCGGCCUCGCGGGCGGCCGGCCCCGGGCCCCCGUGCCGGCCCAGGCUCCGCCGGAAGUGUUCCUCCACUACCGGGUCGUACGGCGCCGACGCUGGGGGGGGGGGGGGGGAAGAUCGUUGAGAUAACGAUCCCUCGUCGAUCGCGCGGCGUGUCACAUCUCUCCCGUCUGUUUGAGUCUCCUGUCGUCGGUGGGACGUGAGUUACUCGAACGGUAACCAAAUAAGUAAGUCAGAUUAAAUCAAGGACAGAGGAAAUAUUAAAAAUCGAAUAAUUCGUGAAGGAAUUAAGUAUUUGACUUCGGUCGAUGAUGAAUAAGAUAUCACGGUUGGAUUUGGAGGUGGCAAUUUAAAAAACUAAGAAUUCAAAAUAAUGAAAAGCAGAGGUCUGAUUUAAAACAAUAUAAAUUCCAAUCUCCCUUUGGAGAUUUCAUCGUAAAUAGCAGUGGAUAAUUGUUUCGUAAUUUACCUUAAUUUAAAAUGGGAUGACAAACAGCUGGAAUAGAACAUUUUGUGAUAUAUAUAUAAAACUGUAUUGUUCUGCGGGACAUGGUGAUUUUGUAAUACUACACAAAUAGGAAAAUGUCGGUAUUGAACAUGCAAUUAACAGUAGCACGAGUGAUGGUCAUUCUACCCCUGGUUAUAUUUACGUGGAAAUAAUGAAACUGAGUCGUAAAACGGUAAAAUAUCACAACUUAUGAAAAUAAAAAAAGCAAAACUGUUACUAAAGAAAACACGGAAGAAAACUACUAAUGCCGCUUACAACAUGGCAAUGUUCCUAAUUACCCUUUUCACAAGUGCACGGGCCCUAUUUUUACACGCUCCUGUCGCUGCCUCCCUAAAGGACACUGUAAAAAAAAAAAGAUAUAUAUACUGCCACGCAGCGAGUGCUUAUUUUACUUAUUCAGUCCCGGGUGGCCACGGGGCUGCAUAGCACAUUCUCCCAAGGGCUCGCUUUGUGUGGCGAUGAGCAGCGAGAUAAAUAAUACGGGACGACCUCUUGGCAGACGGCAAAACCAGUCACACUUCCACGAUAUCGGACGUAAAUUUAUUUUUGCCCGGUCCUUUCCGGGCCAAGCCAUGGGUGGAAUAGUCAACGACUCCAGUCCAAAGUGCCACAAGUCAACCCCUUUUCCUUUUCAUGACGAUGAUUAUUUUGACAUGUGUAUUAAAGCCCUGCUGACGUCUCCCAUUCUGAUUGCGCGAUACGGCUAGUUUCCACGAUUUCAGAUGUACUUUUCAGACCCUUUAAGAGGUGUGAUUAAAUAUGAGCAUUAAGUGGCUGCAUAGUAUGUCAACCAAUUGGCAAUCUAAUUCAGAUACAAAUCAAGUGUCCACCUUUCUUAAUACAGGAGAAUGCUCAUCAACUACUGCGGUGUUCAGACGUACUCAGACGAACACGUAGGCUUUCGCGACCAAUGUCAUCCAUAAUAUAGGUUUUUUUGGGCUAGAUCGCGUAAAUAUACAUGUGUUGCUAGUUAUAAUUACUGGCGAAAUGUUGUACUCAGAUUCUAAAUGUCGUGGAUUUACCCUCCAGCACAUCGAUGUGCUGUAUGAGUAACGAAUUGCCAUGUUCUGUUUACGUGACAAACCUUAUUAAUUGGCUGUGUCGGGUGGUGGCGGGUGUAACGACACAUUGAUAUUUACGCGAUCUAACCCAAAAAACCUCUAUUAUGUAUUCAGACGAACUGACUUUUUUAUCUAUGCCGGAACAAUCAUGGUGCGUUCCAUUUUGCGCAUUUCUCGCGCUGUUGAUUUGUGCCAUGAAUAAUAUAAUCUAAAAUUCCUAAAACGAAAAACUGAUCGGAUCACCUAAAGUGCACCCAAUCUCAGAUCUCAGAAGCUGAGGUGGUUUGAGCCUGGAAAGUGCUUGGAUGGGUGACUGUCGUGCAUACACAGGAUGCAAUAAGGUGGGUAGUAGAGGGAAGGGCAUCAACAUGAUAUUGUACUGUCAUUCUGUGCUCCCAUGUCUAUGCCUUCACCAACCUGCCCUAGCCAGUGUGGCAUGGUGAAGUAACCUCCAUGGCCCACAGAGGGGUGGGGAAGCCCUCAUCCAGCAGUGGAUUGAAAAAAAAAAUCAGUACGUGUGCAGAGAUAUUUACCUGCACAAUGACAGCCCACAUGUAUUAUUAGCAACAACUAAACACAUCGAUCAAUAACACUGCCUUAAAAGGAAAAAAAAAACUAUACAGGCGACGGAGUCAGGUAAUAGCCAAGAGGGCAAAAGCCGUUCACGUCCUAUGAUUAAUGGCUAUUGCCCAUUAUAUAUUUUCUUCCCUUUAAAGCAGUGCUAUUGACAAUUACAACUGUGUUGAGUUUUUGUUGUUUGCGCUCGUGCACCACCACUGCGUGCGCGCCAACACCAAUACCUGGACGCAUCAUAACGAUGGGUAUGGCUUUUUUUUCCGCCGCUCGUUCCCCCCUACUCACAGCCGGGCUCUUUGCCGAAGUCGCCGGUGGGCUUGAGCGGCGGGCUGCUCUUGGGCUGGCUCCGCACCGAGUUGCGAGAUGGCGGCGCGCAGGUGAUCACUGAAGGUCGCAUCUGAGGGCGGACGAGAGAGAGAGAGAGAGAGAGGAGCAUAUCCCUGGUGGCGCCGGCGGCCGUGGCAAACACUUUCCACGGGGCCCUUACCUCAUGGCGCGGCAAUCUCACAGCUGUUACGCGCCCGGUGUUUUUCUGCGCGUGUUUACACGUAGCUAUCUAUAUUCUCCCGUCCGGGGUGGAGCGAUGGCGCGGAGGUUGGCCCACUUAGCUGCAAACAGUGGCGGACGCAAUUAAUUGUAGGGGCGAUGGGGGAGAUCUACCCUCCCCACCACCACCUCGUUGCGCGGAAAAUGUACGUUUUAUUAAAGUUGUGUAAACUCACAUGCAGGGAGUGAA
This is a messenger RNA of Petromyzon marinus (sea lamprey), 5585 nucleotides long. RefSeq names its product autophagy related 7 (gene ATG7). Gene Ontology annotation, biological process: autophagosome assembly; C-terminal protein lipidation; piecemeal microautophagy of the nucleus. Gene Ontology annotation, molecular function: Atg12 activating enzyme activity; Atg8 activating enzyme activity. Lineage: Eukaryota; Metazoa; Chordata; Hyperoartia; Petromyzontiformes; Petromyzontidae. Gene Ontology annotation, cellular component: cytoplasm; phagophore assembly site. The record is from RefSeq and is a predicted model, not a curated record.